This is a messenger RNA of Lachancea fermentati, 1008 nucleotides long. Lineage: Eukaryota; Fungi; Ascomycota; Saccharomycetes; Saccharomycetales; Saccharomycetaceae. The record is from the annotation of a GenBank genome assembly.
AUGUUUAGAGAUCGCACCAACCUGUUCCUAUCAUAUCGACGGACGUUCCCACAUAAUGUUCAGGUGACAAAAAAUCGAGAUCCAUUCACUGAUCUAGAGGAUGUCGCGGGUGAUGAAUCUUUUCCCAUGAUGGAUAUGGACAAAGGCUCUCAAGGUUUACCACCGCAGUUCAUGGACUUCACAGAGCAGAUAGAUGAGCAUCUCAAAUCAGCUGAGACACAGAUGAUACAAUUGACGAAGCUGUAUCGGAAAAACUCACUUCCCGGAUUCGAAGACAAAACCUCUGACGAGCAGGAGAUCGAGGAACUGAGCUACCGCAUUAUUAAGCUUUUCCAACAGUGCUACAACGUGAUGAAGAAUCUGAAAGCGAUCCAGUCCGCACAACGAUUCAGAGACUACCAACUGAACAAGGGGGACAUAAUAAUCCUCGACAACCUCCAGAAGAACUACGCAAACAAAAUUCAGUCGAGUUCCAACAAGUUCAGAAUGUUGCAAAAUAGUUAUUUGAAGUUUCUGAACAAGGAUGACUUCAAACCCCUACCAAGUGCAACAACAGACAAAGAUGCUCUGCUUAUGCUCGAAGAGGAAGAGGCAGGAUCCGCUACUCAGCAGGAAAUAGAUUCAUACUCAAGACAAACGUUACAGAGACAAACUGAGCGGCAAAUGGGAGGACGGACAAGCCAGUUCUUACAGCAAAGAGAGGAAGAGAUUACACAGCUAGCACGAGGCGUUCUCGAGGUGAGCACUAUUUUUCGAGAAAUGCAGAAUAUGAUCAUCGACCAAGGAACCAUCAUUGACAGAAUAGAUUACAAUUUGGAAAACACAGUUGUAGAACUUAAAGGUGCUCAGCGUGAAUUGGAACGAGCGACAGUUUAUCAAAAGAGAACUCAAAAAUGCAAAGUUAUUCUUCUGCUGUCGCUAAUCGUCAUGGCGUUGUUUUUCUUUGUAAUGUUGAAGCCGCAUCACCAUGUGUCGGGCAGAAAACCCAAACAGGAGGCUCCGCCUUAA